Dalotia coriaria is the source of this 1766-nucleotide messenger RNA. Its product is annotated as cytochrome P450 CYP12A2-like. The record is from RefSeq and is a predicted model, not a curated record. The transcript is spliced from 6 exons. The coding region runs from base 48 to 1655 and encodes 535 amino acids. Gene Ontology annotation, molecular function: monooxygenase activity; iron ion binding; heme binding. NCBI's taxonomy places the organism in Eukaryota, Metazoa, Arthropoda, Insecta, Coleoptera, Staphylinidae.
CGCGAGCUACACUAGACCUAGUUUGGAGAGUGUUGUUAGUCUCCGCCAUGUUGCGAUCAAGCGCGAUUCGCGCGCUACUCAUACGCGACUUGCCAAAUUUAAGCAAACAAAAUACUUUGAUUUUGCCGAAAUGUUAUUCGGUGAGUGCUUCAGCUGCAACCGCAACUGCAGAUUCAGAUACAUCAUAUCAGACCGUUGAAUAUGCAAACGCCAAACCAUACGAUUCCAUCCCAGGACCUCCAGCAUAUCCGAUUAUCGGAAAUGCAUGGAGAUUUAUUGGCGGAGUUGAUUUUUUAAAAAUAUGCAAAGAAAUGCAGACAAACUAUGGCGAUGUGGUAAGAAUGCGUAAAAUGGUGGCAUUUGGUGAUAUGACCUUCGUAUUCAACACCCGUGAUAUGGAGUACAUGCUCCGCAAUGAAGGCCAAUGGCCGCAGCGCGAAAAUCUUAAAUCCAGCAUGUACUAUCGCCAUGUUGUACGUAAAGAUAUUUUCGGGGACACUCAUGGUUUGCUCAACGGACAAGAUGAAAAAUGGGGCACGUUCCGAACUGCAGUCAAUCCCAUUAUGAUGCAGCCACGUGUUACCCAUCAAUACAUUCCACAAAUCAACGAAAUCGCUGACGAAUUUAUUGGUUUAGUAAAAAAUUUGAAAGCGAAAGAUCCCAAUGGUGAAAUGCCUGCAAAUUUUAUUGAUCAAUUGAAUAAAUGGGCUUUUGAGUCUAUUACCGCCAUUGCUCUGGAUUAUAGACUGGGAGUAUUGGCGGAGAAACCAAGCGAAAGGGCCGAGAAAGCAAUGAAUUACAUUUUGGAUAUAUUCCGACUUUCAUUGAAGUUGGACAUCAUGGUGACCGGUCAUUUUCACAGAAAGUUUAACUCACCUUCAUGGAGGCAGUUUAUUAAAUGCUCGGACUUUUUCACUAAUAUGACAUUGGACCUUAUCGAGGAGGCCAAACAUAGAAUCGAAAACGAUCCGAACUACGCGAAAAAAUCAGAAAAUGAAAAGUCUGUCUUUGAAAAAUUGGUCGCUAAGGAUAAACAAGUUGCAAUGGUGAUGAUUCUGGACAUGAUGCAAGCUGGUAUUGACACUACUUCCAGAAUAAGUGGUGCUACUCUUUACUACCUCGCAAGAUAUCCAAACGCUCAGGAGAAACUACGAGCUGAACUUAAGCGCCUUCUGCCAAAGAAAGACUCACCAAUUACCAAGGAAACUCUUGAUGAAGCAAAGUAUCUGCGAGCGUGUAUCAAAGAAUCCCUAAGAUUGGCGCCCAUUACUUUUGGCACGCUUCGCAUCAUGACUAAAGACAUUGUCCUUGGUGGUUACCAGAUUCCCAAAGGAAGUAUUGUUACUCUACCCAAUCUUUACUUGUCUAAAUCUGUGGAUACGCAUUUUUCAAAUCCGAGUGCGUAUAUUCCCGAGCGGUGGUUGCGAGGUGUGAAAACUGAAAAUGUGAAUGCGUUUGUUACGCUACCUUUUGGAUUUGGUGCUAGGAGUUGUAUUGGCAAGCGGAUGGCCAGCAUGGAGAUUGAGGUUGUUAUUGCGAAGAUGGUGCGCAAUUUCAUAAUGGAGUGGAAACACAAAGAGAUGGGUUUCAAGCAAGACAUGCUGUAUGGUAUUGCGGAUCCGCUGAAGAUACGAUUGAGUGAUGCUAGUGAUUAAUUAUAAUUUUAUUCUAUUUUUCGAUACGUUUUUGUGUAAUUUUUAAAUAAUUGGUAAUACAAUUUAUAAUCUGAUUGGUCUGCGAAGAAUAAAGAUAUAUGGUAUUCUAAA